AUGGCAUGCCCAGCCUUGGCCGCGAUGUUGGUUGCCGCCUCCCUGGCAUCCCUCCUCCGGGAAACUUCGGCAGAAGGCCUCCGUGGUGACUUCCAGAACAAGACGACGAAGGAUCUCUCCUUGCUUUCUUUGGCCACAGCUUCUGCGGGAUGCACUGCUGCGGACGAGGCAAAGAUGUCCAAGUUGGGCUCUGGAAAUGCGGAUGGAACCUUCCCCAAGUUGCUGGCGCAGUGCGGUCAGAGGAACUACAACAUCUUCUUCGGCUUCAACAGUGCUAACUACGUGUCCUGUGUGGAGGGAGACACAGGCAUCAGCAGCAGCUGCGCGCAGUGCUUCGUCCAGUCCGCCAAGUACGGGGUGGACCACUGCAAGUGGAGCUGCCUUUGGGGCUCCUGGUGUGGCUCCAGCUGCCUCAACUGCGUGGCGCCCUCUAACGAGCAGACGACGACAUGCGCGGGAGUGGCCGUGCCCACCGCGGCGUCGUGCAGGUGA
Molecule: messenger RNA, 492 nt
Organism: Symbiodinium natans
Lineage: Eukaryota; Dinophyceae; Suessiales; Symbiodiniaceae
Source: the annotation of a GenBank genome assembly